This is a messenger RNA of Pseudo-nitzschia multistriata, 2151 nucleotides long. Lineage: Eukaryota; Bacillariophyta; Bacillariophyceae; Bacillariales; Bacillariaceae. The record is from the annotation of a GenBank genome assembly.
AAACAAAAACUCCAAAGAAUCGAAUCGAGACGCAGCACAAGCCAUACGAGUAAGGUACCCACCCAACGACAAAGCGAUUGUGAUGAAGGUCCACCACGGAAGAGCCGAUCGAUCCGCGGCUUCAGCGAGAACGAUCGGCCUUGGCGCCAUCUUUCUCGUUCUCCUAGGUGCGGUUCACCAAACCAGGCUCGGUGCCUCCGCGACCCCGCUUUGCGGAAACGGGGAUGCCGAUGGAUCGCCGGGAGAAUGCCGGGCGGUUCCGCUCCGGCCCUCCGAUAUCCCUCCCCCCAGCGUCUUCGACUCCUUUGGGGCCAACCGCAGCGUCACCGUACCACCGAUCGACGAGAGCGAGGACAACGGCGAAAGUGGCGGAACCACCCUCUCGGUUCUUCCGGGAUCGAUCAAGCAGCAGGGCAAGCACCUCGCCAGCAACGAGACGCCCUCCUCGGACCUCGUCGUCCUCCCCGGCCUCCUCCCACGACCGGUCGUUGCCGAGAUGCUCGCCCUGCUGAGAGGCCACGAGGACGCCGAUUUCGCCGUCGGAAAAACCACCAUCGUUCUCGACGCGGACCCCGACUCGGUCGACGGCAUGACCUCCCAGGAAUUUUUUCUGGACAACGACUCGCUGCGAAGCGGGGGAUCCAGCAAGGGGAACCCCAACGAGAACAUGGAGGAGCGGAGGGAUCUCCGGGCCAAGCUCAGGGCCCUCACGGAUCGAUACGCCUACGACACGCUGGUCCCCUUUCUCGAGCAGUGGUACGGGAAGGACACCUGCGGCCGGCCCGGCCGGAGGUGCACCCCUUGCUACUCGCUGAUCCGCCGCUACCGGGCCGGAGAGCGGCAGUCGCACGCCCCACACCACGACGCGCACUCCUUCGUGACGGUGGUGGUCAGCCUCACCGACUACGGCCGGGAGUACAACGGGGGCCUUUACGUCUCGACCAAGAACUCCGAGCGAAACUACGUAAAGCUCAACCGGGGCGACGCGGUGGCCCACCAGGGGUGUGAGUAGCGCAGCCGUCGGGCGUUCUUCUGUUUCUAUUUUCUCUGUUGGUUUUUCCCACAUUUUCCAUUCUUUCAUUCCCCCGCUAAUCUUUUCGUUUCCUUAUUCAUCCACAGACCUGCACCACGGCGUCAAGGUCCUCGACCAACGGGACGACGGGGGUCCCUCGGAGCGGUGGAGCUGGAUCAUGUGGUUCCGCGAUUCAGACACCUGCGAGGAACACAAUUCCGAGUGGCAUCGUUCCUGCGCCGAGAAGGGCAACCCGACCUGCAUGUACCUCCGGGCCUCGACGGAGCCCACCGAAGAAGGCGUCGUGCACUGGAACACGAUGGCCUCCAAGGCCGGCCACUCCCAGGCCUCGGUGAAGCUCGCCUACGCCAACCUCAAGAUGCUUCCGUCGAGACUCAUCGAGUUCAACCAGGACGAGGCAGAGCGCCUCUUCGAGGAGGCGAUCGCGUCGUCGAACGAACCCGACGGGCACUAUGGAAAGGCCAUGCUGUACCUGACCGACACGAAGAAAUCCAUCCUGGAACAGCCUACCAACGAGGCCAAGGCGCAGGCGGCUUGGGAGGCUCUGGGGUCCGAGACCGUGAAAAGGGCCAUCUGGCACCUGGAGGAGGCCGCCAAGGGGGGACACGUCUUUGCCAUGUUCAAUCUCGGGAUCGCCAGCACGUACGGAUACGGGAGCACCGACGGAACCCGGGAUUUCGAGCUGGCCAUAGAGUGGUUCGAGGCCAGCGGCAUGCCCGAGGGCUUCUUUGCCAAGUCCAUGUACCUUGGGAUGAUCGGAAAGACCCAGGAAGCGGAGGAAUUCCAGAAGCGGGCCGCCACCCUCGGCUACGGCCAGCCCUGGAGAAAAGUCGCCAGGGAGCGGACCGGGAGCGGGGGAUCCGGUGGAGUCACGUUGAACCUUCCGUGGCCGCCCCUGCCAACAGGGGAAACGCCGCCGGAAUGGUAAACCUGGAGCGAUAGGGCCGUCCACGAAACUCACGAUGGAUUGCUACGAACCGGGUUGCGUCUUCUAGAUAACCACAUUUGUUGAGUAUUCAAACAAACACCAAGAGCAACUUGUAUCUAACCAGGAACCGACCUAAUACUGCUAGUGCACAACACAAAAACAAGAAUCCUAAUCAAAGUCUAGGGAAGCA